This is a messenger RNA of Penicillium cosmopolitanum, 2553 nucleotides long. RefSeq lists its product as uncharacterized. Lineage: Eukaryota; Fungi; Ascomycota; Eurotiomycetes; Eurotiales; Aspergillaceae. Bases 1 to 2553 code for a protein of 850 amino acids. The transcript has 3 exons. The record is from RefSeq and is a predicted model, not a curated record.
AUGGGUCAAUUCCGGGCAUGGACCUCGCCAUUGGUCCUCUUGGCGCUCCUAGUACAAGGAGGAUUUGCCGUCACACUCACAGCUAUAGCACCAGCUGCUACCUCGCUCACUACUUUUACAUCAACCUUCUCUGAGACAGUGACCAAUACUAUCACGAGUAUUGUUCCAAUUACCACUAGCCAGACCACAUGUACCCCUGGAACUACGAGCCCUCUCAAUGUUGAGUGCACAAAUGGCGCGUGGUCUAGCAAUGGGGCUUACUGGCAAGAGUGGUGUACGACGGCUUCUUUGCAAGGAACUCCAUGGAUUAUAUGUACUUUGUUGAGGGACGUCACGGCAACAGCUGCAGUUAACAACGGCGCAUAUGCAGCGCUGGAGAAAUUCGCCACCAACCCGUGUGUUGUUACUUCGACCGGCUCCUCGACCCAACUCUCAAUCGAAACGGCGGUGGUGGAACAGACGAUAACUAUCACGUCGACAAUCACUCUUUCCACGAGCACCUCAUCUCCAUCUCCCACUAUCGCUGCUACUAGUAGUGCCGUCUCAUCUGCCGUUGCAACGACCCCCACUGCUUCAGUUUGCACUGUUUCCACUUUACCGACACUUCCCACCAGCACCCAAUGUGUUGAUGGAUACUAUCAAUACGAUAGAGAUUAUUAUCAAGUCCUAUGUGAUUAUAAUGUCGAGAGCUAUGCGGGCUUCGAUAUCACAAAUUCGCGCCAGGAUGACAUAUGGGGUUGCAUCGAAGUCUGCUCACAGCACUCAAACUGCGUUGGGACCUUUUGGUUCCAGGGGAUAUGCUACUCUCCAAGUUCGUCGCUUGUCUACCGUUAUUUACCUUACGACUGUGAAGACCCGGAUAACAAUGUCAUCGAAUAUAUUGCUAUGCGAUUGGAUGGUAACCCUUGCCCGGCAGCUACCAGUAGCGUGGCCUUGAUUCAUUCAUCAGCUGUCUCCUCUUCCUCCCCUUCUGCUGUUGUGUCAUCUUCUGCACACACAUUCGCCAUCAUUGCUUCUUCUUCUUCUUUUUCUUCUUCUUCUGCUAUCGUGGCACCAAGCUCGGUUCAAGUCGGCGUGUCUUCGUCGACCCCAUUAUCCCGAAGUUCAUCUACUCCGCUCAUUAGAAGCACUGUGACGAUUUCGCCUCAUUCUACUCCCCCGUCUUCUGCUCGAGCCUCAUCAUCACCCGUUACCCCGGCGCAUAGCAAUUCCGUGGCCGUGUCUCCCCCAGCUCCGUUCUCCACGCCUGCAUCUUCAGUGCCGAUGUACUCUGUCUCCAUGCCAUCCGAGAGAGCGUCCUCUGUCUCAAAGCCGGCGUCUUCCGUUUCUGUGCAUACAUCUGCAUCUUUUGCCUCCACAUCCGCGAUAUCCUUGACUUCCACAGGCACAUCUUCUGCAGCGGUGCCGUCAGGAAGCAAGCCUUCAGGAAGUCACCCUUCGGGAACUGGACCGUCGGGAAGUGAGCCCUCGGGAAAUCAGCCUUUUGGACAUGAGUCUUCCGGAGCAGUACCUCCCACACUGGCCUCAUCUGAACACGGAAACCAACCAACCGGCUCCCCGGGCAACUCGGCUAUCUCAGGAUCGACUUCAGGCACUUCUGUAUUCGGAACUGCUACUCAAUCAACCGGACAAAUCACCACCACUGCUCCGCCCCAGUUCACCACUUCAACCGUCUUCACUACUGAAACUGUCCCGCGCGAGAAAAAAACCACAUAUAUCACCACAGAAACCAUCGCCGCCUAUAUGACCAUUUGUCCCAUCACCGCCGAGGAGACCGCAGAUGGCGCAAGUCCGACGGGAGUAGUUGGAUCUAAUGGACAACAUGAAAGCUUGACUACAUCUACAGUCUUCACUACCCAAGUUCAUCCUACGGUAGUGUGCCCAUCGCACAUCAAGAGCUGUGCCAGUUCCCAGAAAACUACCUCGCUCGUCACAGAGACUGUGAUCGCCUACGUGACAGUCUGCCCUGUUGCCGAAGCAGAGGCUACUUCUACAGCUUUUCUUCAGGCACCUUCUCGUGACCAAAAUGCUGCCACUACUCUCACGACUGUAAGCUACGUCACGGAGACCGCAACUUUGGCCACAACCUAUACGACGGUCAAUUCUGGAUCUACUACCGAGAAUAAAGCAAGCUAUAUCAGCACUACGGUUAUCCCAGUGACCGAAACUGUCGUUGUCAUUGGUACUCAAACAGUCAAUGUUUCCCCGACCAACGUUCCCAACAGUCAAGCCAAUGGAUACAGUGCGCAAUCUACUACUGAAUCUCAUGGAGGAGGUACAGAGAAUGGAAAUGGUGUGAGUGGUUAUGAUAACGACAAUGCGGCAGUCAAUCACGCUUCACUGAACAUUUCUCAAUCCACCAUUCCUUUAUCUUCGGCAUUUAUUUCUUCGACUACCCAAUCGACUCAUAGCGGCUCAUCAACGAUUACUGGCUACUUGAAUGGCGUCUCCGCUACUACUUCUCCUGCCUAUAAUGGCGUUGCUUCCAAGACAGCUUCUUGGUACUUGUCCUCUUUUUUUGCUCUGGCUGUUGUGGGUUACCUUUCCUGGUAA